AUGUCUUUACCAUUGAAAGAAUAUUCACCAGAUACUCCUCGUCAAUAUUUAUUAGAAGAAUCUGAAAAAAUUAUAAAAUCAAUACCAAAUUGGGAAAAAGGUAAAAAAUAUUUUGAAGAUACUUCUUAUCCUGUUGAUACUGUUCAUACUACAUUAAAUGGUAAUUAUUGGGUUGCAAGAAAUACUCAAUUAAAAAAUAUAGAUAUUGAAAAAUUUAAAAAAUGUAUAAUUGGAACAACUGAAAUUGGUUUUACUCAUUCAAAUCAUGAAUUAAAUUAUGUUCAUCCAAUAAAAGAAAUGAUUGUUGAAAAUUUAAAAAAAUAUGAUGAUAAUGGUUGGAGUUAUAUUAUUCAUGCUUUAUAUGAAUUUGGUUUCCCAUUAACUAAAAGAUUUUUUAAUCAAUUGGUUGAAAUAUAUAUUGCUAAUGAUAGAGCUUUAAUUGUUAGUGUUCCAAUAAAAGGUAAAGAAGAUGGAGUUUUAGGAACUUAUGUAUCAAUUGAAGAAAUUAAAUGGACUUCUAAUUCUGUUGAUUGGUUAGUUGCUACAACUUCAAGUGCUGGUGGUUUAGUUCCUGAUUUUUUGACUAAAUUGAGAUUAGCUGAUGAAUUAGUAAAAGAUGUUCCUGAAGUUUUAGCUUAUAUUAAUAGUAAACAUUUUUUGGUUCAAGUUAGUUAA
Messenger RNA from Lodderomyces pseudojiufengensis, 675 nucleotides. RefSeq lists its product as uncharacterized. The record is from RefSeq and is a predicted model, not a curated record. The coding region runs from base 1 to 675 and encodes 224 amino acids. Lineage: Eukaryota; Fungi; Ascomycota; Pichiomycetes; Serinales; Debaryomycetaceae. The transcript has a single exon.